Molecule: messenger RNA, 1266 nt
Organism: Aspergillus sclerotioniger CBS 115572
Lineage: Eukaryota; Fungi; Ascomycota; Eurotiomycetes; Eurotiales; Aspergillaceae
Product: Mic19 family protein
Exons: 2
Coding region: 352-1005 (217 amino acids)
Source: RefSeq, a predicted model, not a curated record
CAGAAACAACGAUAUGCAAUUCCGUCCGGACGACCAGGAAUUGCCCUCUCAGUUCUCUCGGCGGCCAUUGCGGUGUUCCACUGACUUCGCCCCCUCUCCGCUCCGGCCACAGAACCAGCCAGCUCAGGCAGAAGUAACGGACACGAACCGAUCCCCGCACAUCAUGGGCGCCGGCAGCUCCAAGCCCGCGGCUUCGGCCAACUCGCACGUUUUCUCGAGGUAGGUCGGUUCCAUCUCCAUAUACAUAUUCAGAUCCUCCUUCUGGAAUUGUGAGCUGAGAUGGGGUCGUGGACGCGCUCAAUGGAUCGUAUCGGACCUAUAUCAGUCCGGUCGAGAUAUUGAUCCUCACGGAUGCCAUGCACCACAAUCAUCCAACCUCAAUUACAUCACAUAACUCAGACAAGUGAACAAACCCCAGCUAACCUCAAGAACAGUUCCUCCCCCGUCCAAUUCUCCUCCAACUUCGUCGAGUCCCUCCAGUCCAACACAGAGACCGAUUCCGCUCGCUCCCGCUCCCUGGAACUCCAAAUCCAAGCACGCGUCUCCGAGGAACUCGAGCGUCUCCGCGCCCGCGAACAGCAAACCCUCGCCGAGAUCGAGAAGAAGCUCGCCGAAGUGAAAGAGACCAGUAUCACCGCCCCCAUCACAACCAGCAGCGCGUCGUACUACCCGCCAGGAUCUUUGGAUCUGGAUGCGCCCCGGAUCCCGUUCGCGGGGCGCGAGGCGGCUCCUGUGCCCGUGGAGGCGGUGCAGGCGGCGCAGCCCAUCAACCGGGAGCUGUCGCGGGAGACGGUGAACAGUGAGAUUGAGGAGUUGCGGGCGAAGUUGGAGGGCCGGAAGAAGUUGGUGGAGGUGGAUGCGGGGAUUGAGAAGGCUAGAUCGGAGGUGGUGAGUUGUUUGAGGUUGCAUGAUAGGAGGCCUUUGGAUUGUUGGAAGGAGGUGGAGACGUUUAAGAAGGAGGUCGCCCGGUUGGAGGAGGGCUUUGUGGAUCGGAUUGUUGGGUAGAGUAGAUUCUAUCUAUCCUACGAUGAUGGGAUCUGAUAUAAGAGGGGUUUGGGGGUGGUGGUUUAUGAAUAGAGUUGACUGUUGAUGUAGUGGUGGUGGGUGCUGCUGCCUCCUGGUGUUGGCCCCGUCUUGUUGUGCAUGUUGUCAUGUAUAUGUAUACCUAGCUUGCUAGAGAAGGUUACUAGCUUUUUGUUUCUUGGGUUCGGUUGAGAUUAUUUUGGCUGUCUAUGUUGUGGUUGUAGAUGUGUAGGUUCGGUUUCA